GAAAGCUUAGCUCCGACGAAUGACGAAACCGCGAAGACCACAGCCACUUUCCCUCCUACUCCUUUCAUUGACACUCGCAACCCUCCACCUGAACAAUACCAAAGGAAGAAACCAUGGCGAAUGUCGCGUUGAUCGGAUGCACAGGCAUGGUGGGAUCCCACAUCCUCACCAGCCUGCUGUCCAACCCGAGCGUCAGUCGCGUCGACACAAUCUCCCGUCGAACGCCCCAAGUUGCUGGCGGCGCCCCGCAAUCCAAGCUCACCACUUUCGUAUCCGACAAGACCGAAACUUGGGCCGGACAGCUUUCGUCGCUCACGCCUACCCCGGAAAUCUUCAUCUCCGCCUUCGCCACCACCAGGGCCAACGCCGGCGGAUUCGAGAACCAGUACAAGAUCGAGCAUGGCUUGAAUGUUGAACUGGCGCGUGCCGCGCGCGACGCGGGCGUCAAGGUUUACGUGUUGAUCUCGAGUGCCAACGCGAAUAAGGCUUCGUCGAUCCCCUACACGCGCAUGAAGGGUGAAAUUGAAGAGGAUGUGAAGGCGCUUGGCUUUGAUCACACUGUGAUUGUGCGACCUGGUCUGAUUACUGGUACGCGGGAGGAGAGUCGCCCCUUGGAGGCGUCUAUCCGAUUCAUUGCUGGUUGGGCUGGAAAGCUGCACUCGGGAUUGAAGGAUGGCUGGGCGCAGGACUCGGAUGUUAUCGCUCGAGCGGCCGUUAAUGCUGGUUUGAAGGCGCUCGAGGGGGAUGUUCCUGCCGGUAGUGAGAAGGUGUGGAACCUUGACGGCAGUCAGAUUAUUGCGCUUGGAAAGGAGGCUGCUGGCUCGUCUUAGUGUCGGUGAUGUUGAUUCGCACGGUUAACCUUGAUUCCCCUUCAAAACAAAUUUUAGUCUUACUUUUGAGCAUUUCUUAGGUUUGUUGAUGAAAUUCACAGUAUGUAUGCUAUGAACAGAAGAAUGUCAAAAAACUUAAAAUGCAAAUCAUGAUACCACGAAAAAUC
Molecule: messenger RNA, 997 nt
Organism: Penicillium brasilianum
Lineage: Eukaryota; Fungi; Ascomycota; Eurotiomycetes; Eurotiales; Aspergillaceae
Source: the annotation of a GenBank genome assembly